This is a messenger RNA of Xylona heveae TC161, 1969 nucleotides long. RefSeq lists its product as hypothetical. The transcript has a single exon. Bases 383 to 1768 code for a protein of 461 amino acids. The record is from RefSeq and is a predicted model, not a curated record. Lineage: Eukaryota; Fungi; Ascomycota; Xylonomycetes; Xylonales; Xylonaceae.
ACGUCUCCUUACAGAUUUGGUCAAGCAUCAUCCUCUCAUUCGGCGGAUGACUACCAUUCAGGUUCAAAUGGAAAUUCUACUACAAAACUACACGCCUUUUGGCGUUUAUCCUAUAGGAAUAAUGUUAACUCCCAAGUCUUGACCAACAGUAGCCCAGCUCCCUCCCUCUAUAGGCCAUAAUUCUUUCCUACGGACUGUCAAAAAUGCCCAGCUAUAUAAUUAUUCUUCCUCACGUCUUCCUCCCUUCCCUUUUUUUCCACAUCCCUAUCCCCUCUGCUCACCUUGGAGGUUUUCAAUCAUAACUGCUUUGCUUGUUCGUCCGCAGAGUUUCUUCAAUCUCCAACUAUCUCUUCAAUCGUUAUCAUUUCAAGCCCCUGUAAACAUGGCGGUUGAACCCUUUCGUCCCAGACGGAGUGAAAACGCCCCCAGGUCCUCUUCCCCUCUCAUGGCCAUGAACGUGGACACAAUGUUCAAUCUCAUGCUGCACAUCAAAGACGUUCAGACGCUGUUCAAUCUGACUCUUGUUUCGCCAAACGCCAUGUUGGUUUUCCAAUUGUACACGCGCACCAUCAUCUCCGCCGUGCUGGACAAUUUCUACCAAAAAUUCCACACCAGGGAAGAUAAUAACAGACCUCCCGGCCAGCCCACCAUAAAGCAGAUAAUCCUCGCCGUCAUGGUGCAGCGCAACGAGGAGACUCUCAAAACAUUUCACGACGAGCACUACAUUGCCAACUUUUGUGCGCGCCAAUUUCCUCCCCAAAGCUCCGGCGGCGAAGGCUGGCUCCCAAGCCCGCUUCCCCACGCGAUCCAUCGCCUGCAGGACAUUGUCAAGAUCACCAGAGCCAUCCGUCACUAUGACCUGCGCCUCACACGCUCUCGGCCAUGGCUGCUGGCUGACCGAGAUAUGUCUACCGAUUUCGGUGCUACUACAGAUCCACUGCAGGCGCAACACGAUCGUCACCGAGCAUACUGGCUGUACCAGCUCUGCACGGAUUUGUGUUCGAAGCGCUACCGAAACAACGAGUUUCCCCUAUGGGCUCACAUCUUCGGCCACCACAGGGAACAGAUUCACUCCCGUCCCGGCGCACCACAAGAAAGGCUCUUUGAAAACAGUACAGCUGCAGAGACAAUGCAAGUCGACGGUGACCGACGAUUCGAAGAAUCAGUUAUUGAUUAUAUCACGCGGCUGCGGCAGUGUUUCCGGCCCAUAAGCCCUGUAGACAAGUUCUUGACAAUGCUCACUACCGAGGACGCCCAUCGCGUGCUCUCCAUCUUUAUGCAAUUAACAAACUUACUCACCUGGAACAUGGAGGCUGACGAUUACUCUAUGCUUCUCUAUAGAGAAACGCUGAUAAUGAAGUUAGAGCGAAGAGACCAGCUCCGCCGCACCGCUUCAGAAGCCCUUCUGCAAGCUUUCCCUGCUACUACUAACGACCCACUAGCUAAUCCGCAGCUCCCGCAGACUUUGGCGCGCGAUCUAGAGGCCUUCAUCGACAGGUACCGCGUGAGCCUGGCCACGAUUGAAAUUCGCAACGCCAUGGAUAUGGGCGCCUUGCCCACCUUUAACGAAGCCUACAUACGCUUUCUAAAAGUCACGUGUGGUAAUGUCGUCCUCCCAAUCUUGCGUGAUAGACGGUACCAGCAGCUCUUGUAUCAUGGCGAUUCACAACUGCGCUCAAGAAAGGAGGCUGAAUGCCCCGUAUGUCAUUAUUUUGUGAAUAAGUUCUGCCACUGCGUCAGAGAACAUUUGGCGGAUGGUCAGCGGUAGCAUUGUCAAACUCAAUGGCGAAGGCGUGGGGAAGGCGGACCCGGAGCGAAAGACAGUGUCGUGUAUAGAUGAGGAACGACAUGGAUAGAAAAUAUACCCUUUUGAUUUUUUUUUGUAUAAAAUAUUUACACAAGUCGGGCUAUUGUAGGAAAUUAGGAAUACAGAAGGUUUUUUAGAACCAUUAUCGACUCAUCGUCACCG